Mycosarcoma maydis (corn smut) is the source of this 540-nucleotide messenger RNA. RefSeq lists its product as uncharacterized. Bases 1 to 540 code for a protein of 179 amino acids. Lineage: Eukaryota; Fungi; Basidiomycota; Ustilaginomycetes; Ustilaginales. The transcript has a single exon. The record is from RefSeq and is a predicted model, not a curated record.
AUGAAAAUUUCGCAACGGAUGAUGCAAGUGCGCGUGGAUCGUCGCCAAGUCAAUCCCACAGCCUUUUCCGGAGUGACAGAUCAGAUUUCCAACAUCGGCUCAUCCGCUGGCAAAAAAGCUGCAAAUGCCACCUCUGGCUUGUCUCGCGGACAGACGUCGAUGGUGAUCGUACUGGUCAUUGUCGCGGUUGUCUUGGCGGUUGCGGCCGUGUUCUGGAUCUGCUCGUGCUCGAGACGCCGAAAGCGCGCCAGAGAGAUGCAAGGAAACUCGCAACGACUCGGCCAGAUUUCAUCAUCAACCACUAUUGCUGACGAAGCUGCCUUUGUACCGACAAGAAAUAGCGUCAUUCCUGGUGUUGGCCGUCAGGACCGCACUUCUCGCCAGCUGGGUGCAUACAAUGACGGCUGGGGUGAGAGCAGGGUUGCACUCAACUCGAGCUUUGUCGCUUCAUCCAACGAAAGAUAUGGUUGGAACCGCAGCCAACAUAAAUCCAGUCACCUUCCAAUGCCGCAGACACCUCAGCAGUCGUAUCGCUUCUAA